Messenger RNA from Corticium candelabrum, 7468 nucleotides. RefSeq names its product protocadherin Fat 4-like. Gene Ontology annotation, cellular component: plasma membrane. The transcript has 6 exons. NCBI's taxonomy places the organism in Eukaryota, Metazoa, Porifera, Homoscleromorpha, Homosclerophorida, Plakinidae. Gene Ontology annotation, biological process: homophilic cell-cell adhesion. The record is from RefSeq and is a predicted model, not a curated record. Gene Ontology annotation, molecular function: calcium ion binding. Bases 2 to 7258 code for a protein of 2418 amino acids.
GAUGAGUGAUGCAUCACAGCGCCAGACUAUUGUUCGAGGUGGUUUGCGCUGGCCGAAUGCUCUUGCAAUUGACUAUGUUGAUGACAAACUCUACUGGGCUGAUGCAUACUACAGGAUAGUUGAAAAGUCAGAUUUAUUUGGAAAAGGCCGGGCAACACUGAUUAAUCAAGUAAACGUGUACAAUCCGUACCAUAUGACUCAGUACCUGAAUCGAAUCUACUGGACUGACUGGCGACGGCAUACCAUUGAAGGUGGGGACAAGAAUACAGGACUGGAUCGUGUGAGCAUUGCAGGGAGCAUGUCUCGACCCACUGCUAUUCAUGUUGUUCAUACAGACAGACAACCAUCAGGGUCUAAUGAAUGCCUUCAACUAAAUGGCGGUUGCGCUCAAAAUUGUGUUAAUACAAUUGCAACAUACUACUGUACUUGUAGAACUGGAUACAGUUUGGCAUCUGAUAAGCAUGCAUGUAUUGAUAAUAAUGAGUGCAGCACUAACCAUGGUGGUUGCAGUCAAAUCUGUACUAACACACAGGGAAGUUUCAAAUGCAGCUGUUUGAGUGGAUACAAGCUUGCAGUUGAUGGACUCACUUGUGUUGAUUCCAAUGAAUGCACAGUGAAUAAUGGUGGCUGCAGCUUUAAGUGUACCAACACACCGUCAUCUCACUUUUGUUCAUGUCGUCAAGGGUAUGAACUCAAGUCUGACCAGAAGACUUGCCAAGACAAGAAUGAGUGUGCUUCAUCAACAACUAAUGACUGUCCAUCGGAUGCUUCAUGCAAAAACACUGCUGGGUCAUAUUCGUGCAUUUGUGCAUCAGGUAAACACUAUGAUACUGUCACAAAGAAAUGCAAAGACUAUGAUGAAUGCAAGACAUCUGGCAACAAGUGUCAGCAGAAGUGCUCUAAUACAGAUGGGUCUUACACAUGCAGCUGUCUUGUUGGGUACAAACUCAAUGCAGACAAGCUUACUUGCUCGGAUAUUGAUGACUGUGCUCAGAGCAAUGGUGGCUGUCAGCAAUCGUGUCUAAAUACAGCUGGUUCCUUUAGCUGUAGUUGCAAUCAGAAAGGAUACCAGUUGAACAGUGACAAGAAAGCUUGUUCAUUGGUCAACUGUGGCUCUCCAACUCACAUUACAGGUUUUACAACAACAUGUGAUGGUACCUCUGAACCUUAUCAGUAUGGGAAGAAAUGUACACUAGCUUGUACAGCUGGUACCCUCUUUGGGGAUCAUUCUAUUGAAUGCUUGGACUCUGGUCGUUGGAGUGCCCCAAAUACUGGUUGUCGUGGAGCAGCUGUUGUGCCUAAUCGCAGUCCAACAGACAUCAGUUUGGGAACAACAUCUGUGCCUGAAAAUUCAGCAAAAAGCACAAUUGUUGGUCCAUUGCAGACAACAGAUAAAGAUGCUGGACAAACUCACACUUAUGUGCUAACAAAUGAUGCUAGUGGUGUGUUUGCACUAGAUGUAAAAAGCAACACGAUUACUGUUAACAAAGCGUUGGACUAUGAGACACGGUCAAGCUACAGCAUCACUGUGAAAAGCACUGACAAUGGCAGUCCUGCUUUGUCAGUGACAAAGAAGUUAACAAUUACAAUUACUGAUGUGAACGAAGCUCCUAAAGCACCCACAAUCAGCAAGAGUAGUGUCAAUGAGAACUCACCAAAGCAGACAGUUGUAGGAACUCUAUCAGCAGCUGAUGUUGACAAACCUGCCCAAACUCUAACCUUUACACUGCUUAGUACAGACAGAGAUCACUUUGUUCUUGGAGGGAAGUCUAAGAAUCAAUUGAUGGUAAACCAGAACACUCUUGAUUAUGAAGCAACUCCAAAGAAGCAUCAAGUUACAGUUCAAGUUGUUGAUAGUGGUACACCACCUCUUACAAGCACAGCAGUUAUAACGAUUACACUGAUCAAUCAGAAUGAUCCUCCAACUGCUCUUUCUCUUUCAGGAAUGUCAGUAAAUGAAUAUGCUCAAGGUGCUAGUAGUGGAGCAAAUGAUAAUGACCUUAUAGGCAAAUUGGCUACAACAGAUCAGGAUGCUGGUGAUGCUCACACAUACAGUUUGGAUGAUUCAGCCAAUGGAAAGGUGAAGAUAAAUGGAAGAAACCUGGUUGUUGAUGUUGCUAGUAAGAUUGACUAUGAGACUGCAACUACAUUUAAGAUUGCUGUCAAGACAACAGAUAAAGCUGGUGCAACAUUUACGCGAAGCAUUGUGAUUACAGUUAACAAAGUCAAUGAAGCACCCACAGGUGUUCUUCUGUCAUCGAGUGAUGUGUUGGAGCAUUCACCUGUAGGUACUGUUGUGGGGACUUUCACUGCCCAUGAUCAAGAUCAUGGAGAUAGUCAUUCAUUCACUCUUGUUUCUGAUCCUGGUAGUUUUUUCCAAAUUACUGGUUCAACUUUGAAAGUCAACUCAGAUGCUUUAGAUCAUGAGAAAACAGGGUCUGUGAUAAUUGAGGUGAAGGCCACCGACCAAGGUGGCCUGUCAGUGACUAAAACCAUUGUCAUCACGGUAAACGAUCGAAAUGAAGCUCCAAAGAAUGUGAAUCUCACUCCAGUUGUUGGCAAAGCCUGUCUUUUUACUGUUUCUCCAUCUCAGACAGCAGGGGAUGCCUGUGUUCCUGAAAAUGUGCCUGCUGGAGAAUUGGUUGGUACUUUGUCAGCUAUUGAUGAUGACGGUGAUGCUGUGUCCUUUAGCCUGAUUGAUUCCAGCGGUUUCUUUAAUCUCUCAGGAGCAGACAUCCUUGUGUCAAAACCCGGCUUGGACUAUGAAUCAGCCACAAUUGGUACAAUUGUCGGUUUAUCAGUAGAAGCAACUGAUUCAUUUGGACUAGUGACACUGAAGACUUUCUACGUUGAAAUUAUGAAUCAGAAUGAUCCACCUACAGACAUUUCUCUUAGUUUUCGAGUGGUUCAGGAAUCUGCUUCUGUAUCAACUCCGUUUGCCACUUUUUCAGCUCAAGAUCAGGACGGAGACAAACUUACCUUCAUUCUCAAUAAUGAUGACAAUGGUAAAUUUGGUUUAUUGGGUUCUAAUCUUGUAGUCCAGAAGCCACUGAACCAUGAGACUACAAUGAAGCACACUAUUUCUGUUAGUUGUUCAGAUAAAUUGGCUACCGUUGGGCCUAAGACGUUUGUCAUUGAAGUCAAGGACGACAAUGAUUCACCCAUCAAUAUUACUAUGAAUGAUACUACAAUCGAGGAGAACCAGCCAAUUGGCACUGUUGUUGGUAGCGUUAUUGCUACUGACGAAGACACAAAUGAAACGUUGACAUUUGGGUUGGAUGAUGAUGCUGACGGACGUUUCAGGCUUGAAGAAAACGUAGCUACAGGACAAUGGUUGUUACACGCUCAGAUGCCAUUUGAUUAUGAGACGCAAGCAAGCCAUCUUGUUAUAGUCCGCGUUUCAGACAGUAAAGGAGCAACUAAUUUUGAAGUCUUUAAAAUUGAUAUUAUUGAUGUUAAUGAAUCUCCGGAGAAUUUGGUGCUUCAUCACAGUGUUGUGUUUGAGAAUCAACCUGCUGGUACACUGGUGGGUAUUAUAACUGCGAGCGAUCCCGAAGGAGAUUCUGUACAGUUCAGCAUAGCAAAUGACUUGGCUGGAGCAUUCAAGUUAGAGAAUGUUAUCAACUCUAACACACAUACCGCUCAAGCCUUGAAGACUGCAAAGGUGCUAGAUUAUGAAUUAACUCGUAAUUAUGUUAUUGAUCUUUCUGCAAGUGAUGGUACUGCAGUCCCGACAGUACGCCGCUUUCAGGUGAGUGUAAAGAAUCAGAACGAGGCGCCAUCUCUAAUCUCACUGGACGUUUUCACGGUGGCUGAAAACUCGGCUCUCUCGUCCAAAGUGGCGACGAUCACAGUGUCCGACCCCGAUCUCCCGUUUGUUCCUCAAACGUUUCGAUGUCGUCUGCUAGAUAACGCAGGCGGACGCUUGGGUGUGAACAGAUUUGAAAUAAUUGUAUUCGGCCCGAUAAACUAUGAAGAGACGUCGAAACUAACCGUCUACGUCGAAUGUAGUGACCAGGGAGGACUGUCGACGACCUCACUCUUCAGUAUCGCUGUCUUGGAUAGGGACGAUCCUCCAACUGAUGUUGGAUCAAGCACCGGUCAGUUUCAAGUGUUAGAAAAUCUUUCGCCCGGUAGCGUCGUAGCAGUGUUGGUCACAACAGACGAAGAUUCUGUGGACAAUUUUACGUAUUCUGUUAGUUCCAGCAACGUUCCAUUCACCGUAUCAGGAAAUCGUCUUGUCACAACGAGACCCUUGAAUUUUGAGUCCCGUCGUUCUUACGUACUUAAUAUCACGAGUUCGGACACGUCUGGUUUCUCGGUUACUCGCGAAGUUGUUGUAUUGGUUUUGAAUGCCAAUGACAGGCCACUCUCUGUUACGGUACCGAGCGGUGUCUCUGUACUAGAGAACACUCCGAUUGGGACAUUGAUUACUACAUUGGGAACCGUGGACGACGACAAUGAUCAGACAUACAAUUACACUCUCGUAUCUAAACCCAAAGACGUGUCUGUGUCUUCGGACGGCCGCAUGUUUGUCUUUGAUGCCACAGCAAUAGAUUACGAAACUUCCACUUCCAUAAAUUUGGUUGUGCAGAGUGUAGACAGUGGAUUCGGUCAACUGUCAGUAGUCCAGUCGGUUACUAUACCGAUUGUCGAUGUAAACGAGGCACCAAGCGAUAUUAUUAUUCCCAUCUUAUCUGUUGCGGAAAACAGUGUCGCUGGUACCGUCGUGUCUAAAGUCGAGGUGUCGGACCCUGACCGCUUUCCACAGUCGUUUACUUGUUCUAUGAAACAAGACGCGGACGGAAGAUUUCAGGUGAAAGGCGGAGGAGUUGGCUCUCAGCUCAUACAACUUUAUGUCGGAUACAACAGCAGUAACAUAAAUUACGAGAAGGACAAGGUAUUUGACAUAUUAGUAGACUGCGUUGACAAUGGAGGCAUGUUUCUUACCAAGACGUUUACAUUGUCUGUCAUUGAUGCCAAUGACGCUCCUACUGACAUUGUGUUUAGUAAAGAUAGUCUGACACCUCAACAGGUAACAAGAGAGGGACAACAGAGAAACAUUCUUACGACGCCGUUUGUAUCAAUAUCAGAGAAUAGCUCGUAUGGUGAGAUCGUUGCCUAUAUUUAUGUGAUAGACGAGGACAAAGAUCAAGUGCACACAUGUCAGUUUGACAAUGACCAGCCUGAUUUUGGGAUUCAUACCAGAGCCCGGGAAGGUGUUGUGAUAGUGGUGCAACAACGAUUGGAUUACGAGGCCAAGACUCGGUACAAAGUGCGAGUGAUUUGUACGGAUAGUGGAAACCCACACAUGAACGUCACUAGAGCGCUAGUUAUCAAUGUCAUUGAUGUUCAGGAAUCUCCUGUAGCCAUUAACGUCUUUCCCAAUACCAUUAUGGAGAAUACACCGAGCGGUACCAUGGUGGGGACACUGGACUGUGUUGAUCUGGACGUAGGAACGGCCUCUUCGGUAUAUCUAUACAAAAUUGUUAGUCUUGGGGCUCGAUUUGCAAUUGUUGGUUCCAAUCAACUCGUUUCAACAGAACCACUGGACUACGAGGAGACUCCAAAUAUUAGUGUUAGUAUUGAAGUAACGAAGGUGCACAACCCACCUCUAAGUCGUCGACAAACCGUCGUUAUUCAAGUUACUGACGUCAACGAAGCCGCCACUGAUCUAUUUGUGAAUCAUAAUCAAAAGACCGUUGUCAUCAAUGAGACAGCUGGCGUUGGGUCACUAGUCGGCGAGCUGUCGCUUAAUGAUCCGGACAAUAAUGACCAAUUCUCAUUUCUAGUUGUGUCUGGCUCAAAUGAUACGUUUGUCACUUCAAAUGACAAUCUAACAGUUUCUGGUACCUUGGAUGCCUGGUCACAGGAUAUCUACAAUGUUGUGAUUCAAGGUAGUGAUUCAGCAGGUCACUCUCUACAAACAGUUAUCAACAUACUUGUUCAGGAGGUAGAUGCUUGUAUGACCAACAAUGGAGGCUGUGAUAGUCAUGCGCAGUGCUUUCGUGCUGGACCUGGAUUUGCCGGUUGUAAGUGUUUUCCUGGCUUUAGUGGAGACGGAUACUCUUGCGUUGAUGUGGACGAUUGCACUCCAGACCCGUGCAGUUUAGAGAACACUGAUCCCAACGGUGGGGGAUGUAAGAAUGGUUAUGGUGGUGUCUUCAACUUCUCUUGUCCAUGCCAGAAGGGAUGGGGUCAGCCGGACUGUAAGACGGAGGCAAACGAAUGUUUGUCGAGUCCUUGUAAUCCUGUUGGCACUGAAACCUGCAAUGAUGUAUUCAAUGGGUAUGAGUGCGAAUGUUUACCCGGAUGGGAAGGCGACCGAUGUGAGAUUAAUCCCGACGACUGUUUGACGGAAGUCGACCCGUGUCACGGUCACGGAGUUUGCAUCGACAAAGUCGGUGGUUACACAUGCAACUGCACGGAUCCCUACAUUGGAGUAAACUGUGAUACAGACGACUCUGUUUGUCGUGGACCGGAAACUGUUUGUCCCGUCGACCGCAGUGCGAGAUGUGUAUCAUAUCCUCCUACUAACAGUAAUCCAUAUUCUUGCUUCUGUGAACGGCCUUUUAGUCUCGACUGUACUGGGUGUGCUGACGGGUUUGAAGAGAAGGAAGUGGGGAGUUGCACUGACGUCGACGAAUGUUUGUCCAACAAUCCGUGCUUGAAUGGUGGUGAAUGUACGAAUACGGUAGGGGAGUUUUUAUGUAACUGUUCAUUUCCCUGGGUUGGAUACAAGUGUCACUUUGAUUCGAGAAGUGAGCCCAUUAAGCCAUCUGAUCCUGGAUCUUCUGACAUGACGGUAUUAGCAAUGGCGAUUGCUAUCAUAGUUCUUGUUGUUGCGAUCAUCAUUAUGGCAUUUCUGUGGCACAGACAUCGGAAUCUUCGUCGGAUCGUGUACAAGGGUGAGAAAGCUGCUUUCGACGCACGUGAGGGGAGAGUCGACAUAUCUCCACAGUUUCAGGAAAUGAUAGAUACUGGAGAGGAUAGAGGACACCAAGAAUUCACUAAUCCAACUUUUGAUCUAGUAGAUAGCGACAAUCCUACUGAGUUGGCUGCUGUUACAUUGGACAACCCUGUUUAUGCAAUGAGCACUGGUGUGGGAGAUAACCCAAUGUAUGAGCCAGUAAUGGAUUUGAUUUCAGGAGGUCACGAAUAUAGUAAUCCCGGCUAUACCGAGGUCAAGUCUUCUCUCAAUUCCGGUCGACUUUGGACAAAGCGUCCGUCUUCAAUGGCAAGAUUUGAGCAGAAUUGAAUCAAUGAUGCAACACCAUCGCACCGUUUAGUAACUGCAGCAACUGUUACCUAUAUGUCCGCGGUAUGUACAGAAUUGAACAUGGGGAAACAAUUCAUGUGGCAUGUUGAUCUGUGUUGUCAAUAAUUGUUGAUUGUGUCUAGUUGAGGUUUGUUUUUGUUGAACAAUAUCACAUUGGAUUUGCUGUAUAAAAAUUUGAGACCCCGGUCA